AUGCGUCUUCCCUACGCCCCCAAUACUCCCCCAACAGAAGGCGACAACACCGCCGAAACUGCCGAAAUCUACUCGCGCAUCGCCGCGCGUCGCAAUCCUCGCCCUCUCAUCCCCCUCGAUCUGUCCCUGCUACACAGUCCCCCCGUGGCCGAUGGCUGGAACAGCUUUCUGGGCGCUAUUCGCACGCGCACCAUCGUCGACCUAGGCCUCCUCGAACUCGCCGUGUGUCGAGUCGCAGUGUUGAAUGGCGCCGUGUACGAGUGGAAUGCACACGCACCGCUUGCCUUGAAGGGCGGGAUCAAGCCGGCGGAACUCCAGGCGUGUCGCACGUUACCGUGCACCGCGGAGGACAAUGUGGAUGCACUGGAGAGCAGUGUUCUGACGGCGCGGCAGCGGGCUGUGGUGCGGUAUACGGACCAGAUGACUCGGACGAUCCAGGUUGAGGAUGCGGUGUUUGCGCAGCUGCAGACGGUGGGAUUCAAUGAUCGGGAGAUUGUCGAGUUGACGACGGGGAUUGCGGGGUACAAUUGUGUUAGUCGGUUCUUGGUCGCUUUGGAUGUUGGCGAGAAUAAUGAUCGGGAAAUGAAGAGUGUGGAGGAAUUGGUCGCUGCUCUGUGA
Penicillium diatomitis is the source of this 618-nucleotide messenger RNA. RefSeq names its product carboxymuconolactone decarboxylase family protein. Bases 1 to 618 code for a protein of 205 amino acids. The record is from RefSeq and is a predicted model, not a curated record. The transcript has a single exon. Gene Ontology annotation, molecular function: peroxiredoxin activity. Lineage: Eukaryota; Fungi; Ascomycota; Eurotiomycetes; Eurotiales; Aspergillaceae.